This is a messenger RNA of Osmerus eperlanus (European smelt), 1596 nucleotides long. Its product is annotated as cysteine and glycine-rich protein 1-like. Bases 452 to 1030 code for a protein of 192 amino acids. The transcript has 7 exons. Gene Ontology annotation, biological process: sarcomere organization; muscle tissue development. The record is from RefSeq and is a predicted model, not a curated record. Gene Ontology annotation, molecular function: structural constituent of muscle; actinin binding. Gene Ontology annotation, cellular component: cytoplasm; nucleus; Z disc. Lineage: Eukaryota; Metazoa; Chordata; Actinopteri; Osmeriformes; Osmeridae.
ACCAAACCUCUGCUUUCACUCUCACCCACCCUUAGCUUGGAGAUCCUGCAGAUUGCUAAAGCUGGAUCUCACCUGUGUGUACAACGUUUUGCUCUCCUCACUGCCCUUUUAACCACCUGCAUUCUGCACGGACCUGUACAAACUGCAUGGACAGACAUACACACACACGCCCGGAGCCAGCUCUCUAACCUCUCUGGUUACACCCAUCCAAGCCCCUCCCUUCUUCACAUCUGGGACUGUAGAGCAGCGAGGCACAGUCAGCCAGCCAGCUGACACAUCAGCCCAACGAUCCUGUUUCCCCCACAGCAGCCCAGCGCCAGGAGCGCCACUCAACCAGGAAGUUCUGACCAAAGAGCAUCUGACCUGACAGCGACUCAGAGGAUCCUGCAGGAGCCCGGAUUCCAAAACCAACCCCGGUUAACUGCACAGAACGAAAACAGUGACAGGCGGGAUGCCAUUGGGUGGAGGCAACAAGUGUGGCUGCUGCCAGAAGACGGUGUAUUUUGCCGAAGAAGUACAAUGUGAGGGGCGGAGCUUCCACAGAUCCUGCUUCCUGUGCUUGGUGUGCCGGAAGAACCUGGACAGUACUACAGUGGCCGUUAACAUGGAUGAGAUUUACUGCAAGGCCUGCUAUGGCAAAAAGUAUGGUCCCAAAGGCUACGGCUAUGGCCAGGGAGCUGGGACCCUGUCGAUGGAUAAGGGGGAGUCACUGGGCAUCACCCACGCUGAGCCAGCCCCUCACCAACCCACCAACAUCCCAAACCCCUCGAAAUUGGCUCAGAGGUUUGGAGGGUCCGACGUGUGUCCUCGCUGCAGCAAGGCUGUCUAUGCUGCUGAGAAGGUGGUGGGGGCUGGGAACGCCUGGCAUAAAAGCUGUUUCCGCUGUGCCAAGUGUGGGAAAGGCCUGGAGUCUACCACUUUAGCUGACAAGGAUGGAGAAAUCUACUGCAAAGGGUGUUAUGCCAAGAACUUUGGCCCCAAGGGCUUUGGCUAUGGACAGGGUGCUGGCGCACUUGCACAUGCUCAGUAGAGACUUGUACAGCAGACAGUGGAGAGAGGGCCGUCCACACAGCCGUGUCCGCACAGCAGUCAAGACAGAAUCUUACUUUGUGUAUGGCAUUGUGUGAAGGUAGGGAAGUGAGGGAAAAGGUCCGUUUGAGGCUCUGUCUCAAUGACAUGCCACAGAGAGAGGACCAACUGCCCCCAACUUUUUGCUGCCCCUCGCCUCCCCCUUUUUUUCUCUUUUGCUCUUUCUCCCACCUCUAGGGGGAAGAUGAGAACAAAAACUGCAAAAAAAUCCUCAGAUCAUGAACAUACAUUUGAUCAGUUUGCCUUCACAUAGAAUUAUAGCAAAUACCAUCAUGCUUUGAAAUAGCUCAGAAUAGAUGUAUAGAUUAUUUGAAACUGUAAUAUGUUAUGAUAUGAUGCUUGAUCUGAGCUCCCUCGUUCCUGCCUCAAGUGUUACUCUCAUGUUUCUCCCUUCAGCUCAGUUUAGCCCAUAAAACUACUGUUAGUGAUGAUUGGCAUGCAUGCAUACAAAAUUGUAUUAAACACACAAAUAUGUCAGAUAACGGUUCAAUAAAAUGUAUUCCAACA